Messenger RNA from Trichophyton verrucosum HKI 0517, 501 nucleotides. RefSeq lists its product as uncharacterized. The record is from RefSeq and is a predicted model, not a curated record. The coding region runs from base 1 to 501 and encodes 166 amino acids. The transcript has a single exon. Lineage: Eukaryota; Fungi; Ascomycota; Eurotiomycetes; Onygenales; Arthrodermataceae.
AUGCCGGCAUAUCGGAUGCUUGAUCUCAAUCCCUUAUCAGCCCAAGAAAAUACCAUGUACUCUGGACGCGGGGGAGCAGGGAAUUUUCACCCCCUCAAAAACAGCGCCAUAACGCCCUCCAGCUCGAUAUCAAGCACUCGCACGCUCUCCUCCCGUCUAGGAUUUAAUGCACGACAAUUGCUCCCAGGUGGUCGCGGAGGGCUUGGCAACUUCCACAGCUCAUCGGAGUACGCGAUCUUUAGCUUCGAUGAGGAGCUCGAGCAGCAAUUGAAGCGCGAGAAGGAUGUCGCUCCUGUCUUCCAUAUCGGCCGAGGAGGCGCUGGCAACAUGGCAGCCGCCGCCGUCCCAGACGCUCCUAUCAUGAACCUCUCCAAGAAGCGGUGUGGCACAGGAAGCGUAGGAAGCUCGUCAGAUGGCAGCUCGUCUAGCGGAAAGGUCAAAGAUUGGCCACGAAGGAAUUUAGAUUCAUGGCGCGGAGCCUUGAAAGGGAUGCCAUCGUGA